Messenger RNA from Metarhizium brunneum ARSEF 3297, 1293 nucleotides. It is a transcript of the gene exgB, whose product is annotated as Glucan endo-1,6-beta-glucosidase B. NCBI's taxonomy places the organism in Eukaryota, Fungi, Ascomycota, Sordariomycetes, Hypocreales, Clavicipitaceae. Gene Ontology annotation, biological process: glucan catabolic process. Gene Ontology annotation, cellular component: extracellular region; cell surface. Gene Ontology annotation, molecular function: beta-glucosidase activity. The record is from RefSeq and is a predicted model, not a curated record.
AUGCAUCUCUCUAUUCUUGGGCCGCUAUGUCUGGCGAGCGCCGUCUCGGCCUGGCUCCCUCAGGACCGUGACUUGCAAGCCUUCAACCAGACGGCUCGAUUUGAGAAGCUCGGCAAACGCUUCAAGCCCUCGUUGCCCAAUGGCGUCACCAAAAUCCGCGGCGUCAACUUUGGGGGCUGGCUCAUCUGCGAGCCCUGGAUGAUGCAGAACGAAUGGAGGAACGUCCUCGGCUGCGGCGGCUCGGCCUCUGAGUUCGACUGCAUGAACGACCACUACAAGGGCGGCAACCGAGAGGCCGGCAAUCAAAAGUUCGAGAAGCACUGGCGAGAUUGGAUCAACCCGGAUACCGUGCAGUCGGUCCACGACGUCGGCCUCAACACCAUCCGCAUCCCCAUCGGGUACUGGUCGUACACGGACAUUGUCGACAAGGCCAGCGAGCCCUUUGCCGACGGCGACCGCAUGCUCCCGUACCUCGACGCCGUGGUCCAGAAAGCCGCCGACCUGGGCAUCUACGUCGUCAUCGACCUCCACGGCGCCCCGGGCGGCCAGCAACAAGACGCCUUCACCGGCCAGAACAACCAGCCCGCCGGCUUCUUCAACGACUACAACUUUGGCCGCGCCGAGAAGUGGCUCGCCUGGAUGACGAACCGCAUCCACACCAACCCGGCGUACGCGAGCGUCGGCACCAUCGAGGUCCUCAACGAGCCCGUCUCGCGGCACGACGCCGCCGGCCGCUACCCUGCUCCCGGAGAGGACCCCGGCCUCGUGCAAAAGUACUACCCGGCCGCGCUCAAGGCCGUCCGCGACGCCGAGGCCGCCCUCGGCAUCGCAGACGCCAAGAGGCUGCACGUCCAGUUCAUGUCGAGCAAAUGGGACGCUGGCGAUGCGCGCGCCGCCGCCGCCGUGGCCCGCGAUCCCGCCACGGCCUUUGACGACCACAACUACAUCGGCUUCGCGCUGGGCAGCAGCAACGGCGACCAGCGCCGCCUCAUGCACAGCGCGUGCACCGACUCGCGCGUCGUCAAUGGCCAGGCCUUUGCCGUCACGGGCGAAUGGAGCAUGACGUCCGGCGUCGACUGGAAGGACGCCGGCUUCUUCAAACGCUUCUUCACCGCCCAGCAGCAGCUCUAUGAGAAGCCCGGGAUGGACGGAUGGAUCUACUGGACCUGGAAGACGGAGCUCAACGACCCUAGGUGGACGUAUUCCUAUGCCACGUACCUCAACUACGUUCCUACCGAUGCUGCCGCGCUCGAGAAGAAUGUGUACCAGGAUGUUUGCUCUGGAUUUAGGUAA